This is a messenger RNA of Dimorphilus gyrociliatus, 2346 nucleotides long. NCBI's taxonomy places the organism in Eukaryota, Metazoa, Annelida, Polychaeta, Dinophilidae. The record is from the annotation of a GenBank genome assembly.
GUAUUAACUUAAGGCCGCCUGUCGGUGCCUGGCAGUGCCACAUUUCCCGUAACUAAUCAAUAUAUUCAGAGGUUGCUAUAAAUUGUGUUCUUCAAUUGCAGCUCAAAUAAUCAACUAAUACAAGACAUAUGAAGAGGGGCCAAGGAGAGUCAACAAAAAUGAGAUCUUUUCUGAUAUUAGGAGUUUUUUGCUUGCUUACAAUUGGUCAAGUACACGGAGAGAGUCAACCACGAUCAUGCCUUUUUACUGGUAACGAAAACGACUUAUGCGAUGCAUCCAAUUGUUCGGAGGACAAUGACUGCAGCAAUGAUAAAGUGUGUUGUGCAAAUAAUUGUGGAGCUCUCAGAUGCGCCAAACCAGUUAUUUGCGAAUAUUGUCCUGAGGCCGAAAUUAAUAAUUGUACCUACGGCCGAAGCGAAGAAUCUGUCAAUGGAUGUCGGUCCUGCAAAUGUAAAGAAGAUCCUUGCAAGAAUAUGAAAUGCGAAUCGGAUAAGUGUAUCGUUUAUUUCGAGGACAGACCAUUUAACAGAGUGGCAAGAGGAAAGUGUAUUCCAAAACAUUUACCAGAGAAAUGCUACAAAGAACCUGAAGUAGCUGCAGCAGUUAUUAAAGGUCCUGUUUAUUACUACGAUGUUGUCCAGGAAGUAUGCUUGAAAAAAGAGUUUGGUCCAUCAUGGCAUUCUUCAUCCUACGAAGGUUGUCGCCAAAAAUGCAAUAUUACUUGCCCUCUAAUGAAAUGUGUGCCGUGCCAGUAUGGAUACAAAACUACAGUAAAUGGAUGUCAAACAUGCGAAUGUAAACGACCACACAGACCAUGUAAGAAUCUAGUUUGCAAGAUGAAUUGUAUUUCUGGAUUCAAAAUUGACAGAUAUGGCUGUCGUACGUGUGAGUGUAAAACUGUUAGAGGACCACAAUUUUGCUAUGAACCAAAAGUUGUAGGUGUAUGCGAACCAAAAGUACUGCGAUAUCACUAUGAUCCGAUAAUAAAUAGAUGCAGACCUUUCAUGUUUGGAUGUAAUGGAAAUAGAAAUAACUUUAUGAGUUAUCAUGAAUGUGAAAGCCAAUGCACUAAUCCUGGUUGUCCAGUGCCGUCGUGUAGAGACUCUUGCGAUCAUGGAUAUAGUUACACUCCAGAAGGAUGUCAAACUUGCAGCUGUGCUCAUAAACAUGUCUGUGACGGAAUUAUGUGCGCCGAAAAUUAUCAUUGCGUUAGUGUAAAAGACUGCUCCGGCAAGAGAUGUCGAGAUACAUUCCAAUGUCAGCUGGGAAGUUCUUAUCCCGAAGAUACGGAUUGUAAAAGUGGCUGGUCAAAAAGAAAAAUCCUAUACGUUACAAUCCCAGUUGUCAUAGUGGUUAUUUUGGCAGCAAUAUCCAUUGUAAGUUUAUCUCCAAAUUUUUUAAAACUGUUUGGAAGUAUCCGUAUAACUUUUUUUCUUCUUCUAAAGGUUCUGUUCAUCAAAUUGAAAGCUAUUCAUAUAGUUAAAGCGAAAAUUAAACCACAGAAGAAGAAUAUGGAGAAACCUCCAAUUGAUAAUUCCCAAGUUGUUUCUGUGGACUAUGUUUAUCAAGAAAAAGUUUAAGACGAAAUCACUUGACCCCUUUAUUGAUAGCCUUUAUUUUUCACUUGGAAUAUUAUUAACGUUGACCUGCGAUCUGUUGUUUUUACACUCACCAGUGAUAAAAUACUCGUAUAUUACUGUUAUAAGAAUAUUUCUUUUUACUGUGUGUUUACAAACAUUUUCUCCUACGAAAAGAUUCUAAAGUCUCUUAAUAAAAAUAUUUUGUUUAAUACCUCUGUCGUAUGGCAAAACUGAUGAAGCCAAAACUUAUCACAGUCGUAACAUUAUGAACCAGAAAUUUAUCUUUCUUAUUAACCUUGCUACUUAAUAAUACAUAUAUAAUUAUUAUAGUCAUACUUUAUUCAUAUGUUUUUAUACAAUAUUAAUAAUUACAUCGCUCAAAAUCAGUAUUAAUAACCUACGUGUAUUUUAUCUCUAUUUAUGUAGAAAAGAGAAAGCCACGUAUGGAGAGAUAAAUUUCUGUGAAAUCUAAACGAACACCUUACUGUUUAAUAUGAAAUGACAUUAUAAUAUUAUUAUUUAAAGGCGGCGUAUCUUUUUUGUACCAACACAUUCUACUAUUAAACUUACUUUAUUCAAAACAUAUUACUAAACCCAUUGUGGAUGUAGAAUGAUUAGAAUCAAUAACAUACAUAAAAAAUUAAGAAAUAUUACACCAUUUAAUGGUCUAUCAUCCUAUUCUCAAACUUUCUUGUUUUCUAUAGAAACUAUUUAUAUUUCCCAACUAUUUGUAGAAAGCUUUUAAGUAAAUUUUUAAUACAAAGUC